UAUUUUCUACUGUGACUUGGGCCUUUCCUAAGCUAUAGUUUGUUUGACAGUUUGACUUUUAACCUCAAAUAUUGGAAUCUUUCAAACAAAAUAAUAUAUUUAAUUUAAUUCCUUAUAUAGGAACACGUGCAAUUGUAAUUAAGAAUCGAAAAUGUCUGAUGAAGAUAUGGAUGUUUUAGAAAUGGAAGAGAAUGAAAAAAUAGCAGAGUCUUCUGCAUGUGAAGAUCAUGAAACCAGUACCGAGGAAACUAAAGAUGUUUAUCUACCUGGUAAACCAUUAGAAGAGGGCGAGGAACUUGUUUGUGAUCAAACUGCAUACGUAAUGUAUCAUCAAGCUCAGACUAGUGCUCCAUGUCUCAGUUUUGACAUAAUUAGGGAUAAUUUUGGAGAUAACCGAGAACUCUUUCCUCUAACAGCAUAUGUGGUUGCUGGCACUCAAGCUGCACAGUCUCAGACAAAUAAUGUUAUUGUAAUGAAACUAUCCAAUUUACAUAGAACAAAUCAAGAUGAAAAUGAUGAUUCUGAUGAGGAAGAUGAUGAUCAUGAGGAUCCUAAAAUGACUGGAGCUCUAAUCAGACAUCAGGGAGGUGUUAACAGAAUUAGGGUUACCACAAUAGAUAAUAAGGUAAUUGCUGCCUCAUGGAGUGAGUUAGGUAGAGUGAAUAUUUGGAACAUUUCUCCGCAAAUUGCAGCUGUUGAUGAUGACCAAUUACUUUCCACUUAUAACAAAGAAAAUAGAGCAAAUUCUACUACUCCACUCUUCACAUUCAACGGUCACCAAAAAGAAGGUUUUGCUUUGGAUUGGAGUCCUACAAUCAAUGGGGUAUUAGCUACUGGAGAUUGCAAACAAGCUAUCCAUAUAUGGCGGCCUACUGAAAGUGCAACCUGGUCAGUAGAUCAGAGACCUCUAAUAGGUCACACAGACUCUGUAGAAGAGGUCCAAUGGUCGCCUAAUGAAAGGCAUGUGUUAGCCUCAUGUUCCGUAGAUAAAAGUAUCAGAAUUUGGGAUACUAGAGCCCAGCCUAGCAAAGCUUGCAUGAUCACAGCAGAAAAUGCCCAUCAAAGUGAUGUCAACGUAAUGAAUUGGAACAAAAAUGAACCUUUUAUUGUAAGUGGUGGUGAUGACGGUAUCAUACAUAUUUGGGAUUUGAGAAAGUUUCAAAGUAAAGUUCCUCUGGCUACAUUCAAACACCACAUGGAUUCUGUUGUUACAGUUGAAUGGCAUCAAACUGAUUCAACGCUGUUUGCAUCUGGAGGAGCAGAUAACCAAAUUGCUCUCUGGGAUCUCUCUGUAGAAAAGGAUGCAGAGGGCAGCGAGGAUGUUGAGGGCCUUCCACCACAGUUAUUAUUUAUUCAUCAAGGACAACACAACAUCAAAGAACUACACUGGCAUCCUCAACUUCCAGGUGUCAUAAUCAGCACAGCAGAGAGUGGAUUCAAUAUAUUCAGAACAAUAAGUGUUUGAACUAUUUUUUUAUUAAAACUUUUAUUACACAAAAA
Molecule: messenger RNA, 1500 nt
Organism: Leptinotarsa decemlineata (Colorado potato beetle)
Lineage: Eukaryota; Metazoa; Arthropoda; Insecta; Coleoptera; Chrysomelidae
Product: WD repeat-containing protein 1 l(2)09851
Biological process (GO): ribosome biogenesis
Cellular component (GO): nucleolus
Molecular function (GO): protein binding
Source: RefSeq, a predicted model, not a curated record